Protopolystoma xenopodis is the source of this 642-nucleotide messenger RNA. Lineage: Eukaryota; Metazoa; Platyhelminthes; Monogenea; Polystomatidea; Polystomatidae. The record is from the annotation of a GenBank genome assembly.
ACCCUGGCCUCUCCUUCAGCAUCCACCUCUCCCCUCAAGAUUUCCAACUUCCUCGCUUCCGUCGAAACCGAUUCUUGUGAACCUCCAUUCCUUUGCGAAGAUCUGGAUCACGCCAAAUUAGCCUUAGCCGACCAAAUUGAUGGUGAAGAAAUAAGUGGCCGAGUCUCUGACCCAGGUGUCGGCACUUCGGUAAACUCGCGUCUUUUAGUCCCUUAUAGGACUUGUAAUGUGGUGUCUAAGCAAGUAACGAACGCUGAUCUCUGUUCCCUUAGACAGCGCCUCUAUGCUCCCGCAAUCUACGGUGCCGUUUGUCCGCCAUCCACUAUUGACUCUGUCUUAGAGAAAGCAGGCUCUCUUAUGUCACUAAAAGAUUCUUCUGCAAGCCUGCUUCUGCAACAAUUUAGAGCCGAUUCUACCCAAUCUGCAUUACGAAUCAUCACUCUUUCCGGAGCCAAUCAGUUGGCGACAGGCCUUGGGCUAAUGCCCUUGGCUUCAAGUUUCAAUAUCCAAGAACCCCAUUCAAGGAAUUCGUCUCUUAAUUGCCCAGUCCCGCUUCGCAUCACUCAGCUUCCGGUAGCCAUCAAACACUCAUCCAGCUUUACUCAUAUGUCUAGUAUGGCGAGAGUCUACGCCAAUUGCUAG